This is a messenger RNA of Protopterus annectens (West African lungfish), 3152 nucleotides long. RefSeq names its product FANCD2 and FANCI associated nuclease 1 (gene FAN1). The record is from RefSeq and is a predicted model, not a curated record. Gene Ontology annotation, biological process: interstrand cross-link repair. NCBI's taxonomy places the organism in Eukaryota, Metazoa, Chordata, Ceratodontiformes, Protopteridae. Gene Ontology annotation, cellular component: nucleus. Bases 1 to 2925 code for a protein of 974 amino acids. The transcript has 12 exons. Gene Ontology annotation, molecular function: 5'-flap endonuclease activity; flap-structured DNA binding; 5'-3' exonuclease activity.
AUGGGCACGAGUUGCGCUAAUGCCUACGCUAAUUUAGUCAUGGUAGCGUGGGAACAGGAAGAAAUUGUUAAGUGCAAGCAAGUUCUAUGUUAUAAGCGUUUUGUAGAUGAUUUGUUUUUUCUAUGGCAUGGCCAUGAAUCAUCUUUGAAAAUAUUCCAUGAGCAAAUAAAUAAUAGUAGUCCAUUCCUUAAAUUCACAUUAGAAUAUUCAAGGGACAGAAUGAAGUUUUUAGAUGUAUUGAUUCUAAGGUCUGAUGGAGGUUAUAAUACAACAGUCAGUCGGAAGGAGUGCUAUAGAGCUUCUUUCCUUCAUGCUACUAGUAUGCACAAACCAUCAACAUUUGCUAACAUAGUUAAGGGACAGGUUUUUAGAAUAUGUAGGUUAUGUAGUGAUCAAUCAUUAUUAAAUGAGGAACUGGCAAAUUUAAAAUUAUAUUUUUUAGCAAGGGGGUAUAAUGAAAUUCUGAUAGAUACCCAAAUAUCAGAAGUGUUAGCAGAGCGUAAUACUAGAGCCAAACCAUAUUUCUCUAGUAAUAAUGUACAAAUUAAAGAAGUUGACAAUACUGAGUCUCAUCAAAAUGUGAGUAUUAUUGUUCCUUUUGGGUCUAAUGUUAGUGGUUUUAAGAGAAUAUUUUAUGAAAAUUGGAACAUCUUAAUGGUUGAUGACCAGACAAGAGCAGUUGUGGGUGAAAAACCAAACUUUGUUUUUAGUAAUAUGAAAAAUCUGCAACAACAGUUAUGUUAUCGGAACACUACUAGUAUACCUAGACAUAUUAAUUCACCAAUAGGGGGUACUAAGAAAUGUGGGUCCUGUCCACAAUGUGUUUUUGUGGAUGAGUCAAGAUUUUUUAGGGACCCCAAUACCAGGCGACUUUGGGAAAUCAAGAAUAAUAGCACAUGUCGUACCCGGAAUAUAGUAUAUGUAGCCCACUGCAUCAAAUGCUUUAAAUUUUAUAUAGGUAAAAGCAAUCGAACCCUUAGAGAAAGAAUCAGGGAUCAUUAUUAUUGUGUGGCAAGGGGUCAUGACUAUAGUGCUAUUUCUAAACAUAUUUUAAAUGAAGGCGAAGAUCAUAAGUUUUAUUUUCAAGUGCUACACAUUCAGUACCCUAACAUUAGAUUAGGAGAUAUUGUUAAUCUCACCGAACAAGCUGAAACAAGGUGGAUUUUAAGAUUAGGCUCACAUAGGGGGUAUGGAUUAAAUGAUCAUGUUAGUGUAAAACCAAUACUUAAAGAGUCAGAAUUAGAAGAUGUUUCUGAGGCACUGGAUUUACUUUCUGCACCUGAGCUAAAAAUAUUAGCCAAAGCAUUUCACUUGGAAAACGCCAAUGCUCAAAAACAGCAGUUAAUACAAGGAUUUCUCAAACUGGCCAAGCAGCGUUCUGUCUUCAGCUUCAGCAAAAAACAGCCUAGUACUGCUGCAGUGAUACUAAAAAGGGCAAAGGAACUAAUUGGACCUUGUGUGAGGAUUUGUAGAAGCCCCCGAGCUGUUUUUUCUCGAUUGUUGAUGCUUUUUUCACUGUCUGAUUCAACGGAAGAAGAGGAUGCUGCUUAUGGUGGACAGAAUCAACUUUUUACUGUUCUGAUGGUGAACAUGGGUCGCCUGGCUUUCCCAAAUUAUGUUGUAAACCGGAAAACAAAAAUCUUCCAGAACCGUGAAGAUCUCAUAAGGUAUGAGGUCAGCAGGCACAUGUUGAAUGAUAUUAUGGUUGCCAUGGUUAAUGGUCAUUGGGAAGAAGCUUAUCAACUGUACAGAACUUCCAAAGAGACCUGGGAGGAGCUGAAACAUAGCACAUCCCUCGGAUGUCAUGAAAAGCUUCCUCUUUAUUUGAGGUGUUACACAGUAGGCUGGGUUUACACACGAAUUAUGUCACGAGGUGUAGAAAUUUUGCAGCGUCUUCGUAUGUAUGAGGAGGCUGUGGAAGAACUUCGUAAUCUUUUGUCACAGAAUGUUUACUGUUUGGACAGUAGAGGAAGAUGGUGGGAUCGGCUAGCUCUCAACUUGCACCAACACUUGAAACAAACUGAAAAGGCAAUUGACUGUAUAAAGAAGGGUUUGUCAGAUCCAGCUGUCAGGACUGGGCACCAACUUUCACUGUAUCAGCGAGCAUUGCGGAUGAGGGAUUCCCCAAGCUGUAAAAAGUUUCACAGCCUCCUUCAAAACUUGCCAGAGAUUACUGUUAAAGAUGUAAAACAUGUCACUAUCAAAGGAAAGCUGUUCCCACAAAUGGGAAUGGGGAAGUCUGUGUUUCUAAUAGAGGAUGCAGGUGUUGAAGAAGGCUGUGAAGAGAGCUCCUCUGCAGUGCUGUGUUCUGUAGAAGAGCUGGCACUGGCCCAUUACAGACAGCAGGGCUUUGAUCAAGGUAUUCAUGGAGAAGGCUCCACUUUUGCAACACUGUAUGGCCUUUUGAUGUGGGAUGUGAUCUUCAUGGCUGGAAUACCGGAUGUUUUCAGAAAUGCAUAUCAGGCAUUCCCUCUGGACCUCUACACUGAUACCUUCUAUGAGAAUCGACGAGCUGCAAUAGAAGAAAGAUUGAAACUCCUGCAGGAAGCUUCCCCUGAGGUUUUACAGCAACUCGUUGCCGAUGUAUGGAGUAGCCAGGAAGGCAGGGCUGCUGCUCUAAUUUGCUGGGAGCGUUUUUCUUCACUCCAGCAGGCUCAAAACCUGGUAUGCUGCUUAGGUGGGCCAUUUCUGAGUGGAGUAUGUGGUCGACUAGCUAAAGAUCUUCGACACUGUCGUGGUGGACUUCCUGACUUGGUGGUGUGGAGUUCCCAAAAUAACAGUUGCAAGCUGGUUGAAGUAAAAGGCCCCAGUGACCGUUUGUCCUUCAAACAGAUGAUCUGGCUCGAUGAGUUAAGUAAACUGGGUGCUGAUGUAGAAGUCUGCCAUGUUACUGCUGUUGGAGCUAGAAGCACCCGUCUCAGCUAGUUGUCAUUUGGCCGACAACAGUGAUAAAAAUAGUGCUCUCUUUUGUAACCGAGAACAGAAACUAAUACUACUGACUUUCUUUACUGAAAGAACUGUGAUGUAGUUUUAAGCUAAUCGAACUGUAAUGUAUUCUAAAACUCGCAGUCCAGAGUAUGUGUGUUAUGUAAGUUAUUCUAACAGUAUGUUCAUUUUUAAUAAAAAAAAUAAAAAAAAAGUGUGUCCAUAUA